Messenger RNA from Sodiomyces alkalinus F11, 1173 nucleotides. Its product is annotated as UV excision repair protein Rad23. Gene Ontology annotation, biological process: nucleotide-excision repair; proteasome-mediated ubiquitin-dependent protein catabolic process. Gene Ontology annotation, molecular function: ubiquitin binding; proteasome binding; damaged DNA binding. Lineage: Eukaryota; Fungi; Ascomycota; Sordariomycetes; Glomerellales; Plectosphaerellaceae. The transcript has 7 exons. Bases 1 to 1173 code for a protein of 390 amino acids. Gene Ontology annotation, cellular component: cytosol; nucleoplasm. The record is from RefSeq and is a predicted model, not a curated record.
AUGAAGGUCACCUUCAAGGAUCUUAAACAACACAAGUUCACGCUUGACCUCGAACCAACCGACCUUAUUUCUAGCGUGAAGGAGAAGAUUGCACAGGAGAAGGGAUGGGAGGCUAAGGACCAGAAGCUCAUCUACUCUGGCAAGAUUCUCAAGGAUGAGGACACUGUUGAAUCAUACAAGAUCGAGGAAAAGGGCUUUGUUGUCUGCAUGGUCAACAAGCCCAAGCCCAAGCCUGCCGCCGCCCCGGCCGCCCCGGCUGCCUCCUCCUCUGCUGCCCCUGCUACCCCGGCCCAGCCCGUCGCUGCCACGCCUGCCCCCCCUGCCGCUCCUCAAGCCUCGAGCCAGGCAGCCCCGCCUUCCACCCCGACUCCUGCUGCUAGAUCCGAAGCCGCCCCCGCUGACCCCGGCCUUGUUAUGGGCACUCAGCGCAGCGAGGUGAUUGCCAACAUGGAGGCUAUGGGUUUCGAGCGGACCCAGAUUGACGCCGCUCUCCGCGCUGCCUUCUACAAUCCCGACCGUGCCGUCGAGUAUUUGCUGACUGGCAUCCCCGACAACAUCCAACAAGAACGGCAACGUCAGGACGAGCCUCCUCAGCCCCCCCCCGCCGCCGCCGCCGCCGCCGUCCCCGCCGCCGCCGCCCAGCCCGCCGCGCCCUCCGGCAAUAACGAUAAUGAAAAUGUGAACCUCUUCGAUCUUGCUGCUCAGCGGAGCACUGCUGGACGAGGCGCCGCCGGCGGUGCUGCCAGUCUGGGCGAUGCCGCUGCUCAGACCGGUGGCGCUGGCAAUGGCCUGGAUUUCCUGCGCCACAACGCCCAGUUCCAACAACUCCGUCAGGUCGUCCAGCAACAGCCGCAGAUGCUCGAGCCUAUUCUUCAGCAGCUCGGUGCAGGCAACCCACAGCUCGCCCAACUGAUUGCCGCCCACCCUCAACGGUUCAUCGAGCUCCUCAGCGAGGAAGGCGAUGACGAUGUUCCCCUGCCUCCAGGUGCUCAGGCUAUUAGCGUGACAGAGGAGGAGCGGGAUGCGAUCGACCGCCUCUGUGGUCUGGGUUUCGACCGCGAUCAAGCCAUCCAAGCCUACUUUGCCUGCGACAAAAAUGAGGAGCUUGCCGCGAACUUCCUUUUCGACCAACCAGACGAUGACGAUGACAGACCCCAGGGAGGGAACAACUAA